GCCACUUUCUGCCUACUUACGCUGCGUAUGUACGCUGUAAAUAUAUCUAUGAAGAGUUUGGAGGAUAUCUCCCUAUUUCGUAUAAAGGCUCACUUCUCGCGCUGUUUCUACGUUGGGCACAUAUCCUCAUCCCUCUGGUGGUUGGUGGACUUGGUAGGGUAGCGGACCUAUACCAAUACCUACCUACCUACCCUACCCACGCAUACACGUACGUCACGUACCAACCUUGGUCUAGAUAUAUCGCGCCCGCGCAUACGACAACUUUCUUGCCACCUACCGCAUUUCAUUUCUCCGGUAUCCUAUCGUCUGUCUAAUAUCCGUCUAAGUAAAUCCCUAAGUACGUAUUCCUGAGCGACGUGCUCUCCCUUCAUCUCUCUUCAGGAACCUCAAAAAAUGAAGAGAGCCAAACAAGAAUUAAAGAAUUAAAAAAAAAUAUAAAAUAUAAAAUAUUAAAAAAAAAAAAAAAAAAAAAAAAAAAAAAAAAAAAAAGAGUCUCGAUCCACCCCGAAACCUGGGUCACAAAGAAGGCCUUAUCCCAGAACUCCUCUCAGAGCAGUUCUUGCUAGGUUCCUUUGAAAGGAAGCAGCACAGGCCAGGCCAGGGGUAGAAAAAGGACGGCAACAUAGUCUUCCUAGGAGAAUGGAGGAAUUGAAUGAAGCCGUCCUCAGCCCGGCUACUACGGCAAUAGCCAGCAGCAGUCGAUUGGCUCGGGUUGGAUGAGACAGUGACAUUGAUAUUCUUACGUUUUGUACUGCCUGUCUGUCCUACCCACGGGACAUGUACAGCAUAUAUGUAUGUCUGUCCGUCCACGGAUGUGGAAUCAGAGACACACAGAUUGUAUCUACUUAGGUAUGCUUCCCUGAUGGCUAUGUAUGUAUAUGUUUAAAUCUGUACAUGUGUACGGAGCAUUUACAGUAUAUGUGAAUAUAUCAUGCAUUGUUACUAGUUGGGCAGGUGAUUUGUUCUUGAUCCUCUGUGAUGUAUUUCCAUCCAAAAAGGUCGAAACUAUAUUAGUUACUCCGUACAUGUAUGGAUAUUACCUGGCUAGAACACACCAGCCACAUAUUCUCAGCCACAACUCAAUUGAACCAGCCUCACGCUAACCAUCUCUCAAACCAAAAACCAAUCAACAGCCGCCAUGGAUAUUCUUUAAACGAAGAUUCCUUCCCUCAUUAUUACUAUUUUUCAUCGGGUUUCAGUCCGGUCCAGCCCCUCAGCCCCCGUCGAUCCCUUCUCACUCUAUUCACGCUUUUUUUCUCUUUUUCUCAUCUUCUUAUCUUCUCAACAUAACCACGCUAAAACCCGCCUAGACUCAUCAUUUCACACGCCGGUAUACUCUUCACAGAUUGACCUACAGCAAACUCUUGCUAAGAAAGGAAAAAGAAGGAAUUAUACUGUAAUAAAUUUUAGCUAUUAAUAAUGAACAAUUUUACUUAAUCAAACAAAGGCUAACUAACUAUAUUAAUUAUCAAUAAUAUUAUGAAGUACUUCUUAUAAGUUAUACAUAAACACAUAUUCUGUGGCGGGCUGCGUCUGAUCAUUAUAUAGCCUAUUUUAUUACACUUCAUAGAUUUCACUGAAAGCUCUGAUUCUCAGUCAUUCUCAAUCACUGAUUCUCAGCUGAAAAACUCAUGAAAUUUCUAUUCUUUCACUCUGAAGCUUCACUGUGUACACACUGUGUAUAUGUAUAAAUAUUCACUCUGAUUACUGAUUCUCAUACUUUCUCUUUCUUUUUCUUCUUU
This is a messenger RNA of Blastomyces dermatitidis ER-3, 1742 nucleotides long. RefSeq lists its product as uncharacterized. Lineage: Eukaryota; Fungi; Ascomycota; Eurotiomycetes; Onygenales; Ajellomycetaceae. The transcript has a single exon. The record is from RefSeq and is a predicted model, not a curated record. The coding region runs from base 1030 to 1290 and encodes 86 amino acids.